This is a messenger RNA of Cavenderia fasciculata, 474 nucleotides long. RefSeq lists its product as uncharacterized. The coding region runs from base 1 to 474 and encodes 157 amino acids. The record is from RefSeq and is a predicted model, not a curated record. NCBI's taxonomy places the organism in Eukaryota, Evosea, Eumycetozoa, Acytosteliales, Cavenderiaceae. The transcript has 2 exons.
AUGACAUUUCUAGUACACCAUAUCAAAUUUGGUGAUGAUAACAAUCAAUCAAUCUUGUAUUAUAGUGAUGGGAAAGCUGUCUAUCAGAGAGAUGGAGUUACCCUCUGGUAUGAAGAUUGGUCAAAAGACUGGGCCGUUAUGAAGGUGUAUAGAGAUGGUACAAGAUUUUAUCUCUUCUCUUAUCGUCCAGGAUCUGGUGCCAUCGAUUUAAUCUCUGAUGCUGGCGCAGAAUCAACCUAUAGACAAGAUAAUUGGAGACGAGACUGGCUGGCCUUUGAAUUUCUACAUAAUACAUACAGGGGCCAUCCACUUGUUCUAAAAUCAAUGCGUACUGGAGAAAUUUGCUAUGAUGCGGUCAUCAACGGCAAGUUAAUUGAAAUUGAAAGAAGUUUACAAAGACCUGUAUUUGGAAAUGAUGACAAACAUCUCUUAAUACAGUUGUGGAAAAGCCACAUUCAAGGUAGAUGGAAUUAG